Messenger RNA from Diprion similis, 2313 nucleotides. RefSeq names its product inositol polyphosphate 5-phosphatase K-like. The record is from RefSeq and is a predicted model, not a curated record. The coding region runs from base 455 to 1762 and encodes 435 amino acids. Lineage: Eukaryota; Metazoa; Arthropoda; Insecta; Hymenoptera; Diprionidae. Gene Ontology annotation, molecular function: phosphatidylinositol-4,5-bisphosphate 5-phosphatase activity. The transcript is spliced from 9 exons. Gene Ontology annotation, cellular component: cytoplasm; plasma membrane; ruffle. Gene Ontology annotation, biological process: phosphatidylinositol dephosphorylation.
UUGGAAAACAUGACGUGCAGAAGUCGCGUGUAAGUCAGUUUGACGUACUGUGUACACAGGCAUGUGAUAUAAUAAUGAAACGGUUAUUUGACACUGUGUCGUUAAACCGAAGAAAUCUAGCUAACAAAUUCUCAAACAUGAGAUGAACGACGUGGGUUUGAAUGGAAAGAUUCAUCGUCAGCUACAUAAUCCUUGUGAACUAUCGCGAUGCUAUAACCUGCCCGCGUAGCGACGGAUAAAAUUGAACGAAAAGAAUCACGACAAGAAGAAUAAUAAUCAUAUGUUAUUCUAACGAUUAUUAUUAUUAUUAUCAUCACCGUUGUUAUUACUAUACGGUUGUAAAUUUCUUACGGAACUCUUUACUACCGCACGUGGUGAAAGUCUUUGGAUAACCCAGUUCGACGAUAACAUAUAUGUCAUACGCGUAUCGCAGUUAGAAGAGAAGCUAAUAACGAUGGCUGAGAAAACCGAUAAACUCAGGUUUUAUUUCGUCACUUGGAACGUCGCUACGAAAUAUCCCGAACAAGACCUGCACCAACUGCUAGGAAUCGGACACAAGAAUGCAAAAGAAUUACCAGACUUCUAUGUUGUAGGUUUGCAGGAGGUAAAGGCUCAGCCUCAGAAUAUGGUAAUGGGCAUGUUUACCGAUGAUCCCUGGACCAAAUCUCUCAGGGAAACACUCAAGGAACAUGACUAUAUCAAAGUGCGUAAUCAGCGCUUGCAAGGUCUUGUUUUAAACAUUUUCUGCCAGAGACAACAUCUCACUCAUCUGCGGCUUAUAGAGGCCCAGUUUACAAGGACGGGGUUCGGCGGCAUGUGGGGUAACAAGGGUGCCGUUAGUGUGAGAUUGAACAUUUACGGAGUCAGUAUCUGCGUGGUAAAUUCGCACCUAACGCCUCACGAUCAUCUUCUGGCGGAAAGAAUUUCUGAUUACAACGUGAUCCUGAAUCAGCAUUCGUUCAGCGCGAAAGACACCAGCAAUAUAUUCUAUCAUGACUAUGUGUUUUGGAUAGGAGAUUUAAACUUCCGACUGGAUGGCGAGGAACUAUCGGCAGAGGAGAUCGAUUUACUGGUUAAAAAGAAUCAGCUUGAUCUUCUGCUGGACAGGGAUCAGUUAAUGGCUGUAAUGCGCCGCGGUGAAGCUUUUAGUGAAUUGAUCGAAAACGACAUCAAGUUUCCUCCGACUUAUAAAUAUGAAUUCGGCUCUCAAGAAUUUGAUUUCAAACGUCGGCCGUCUUGGACUGACAGAAUAUUGUACAAAGUUAAUACCGACGUCUAUGAAGGUAUCAGACUGAAGGCGAUUCAGUCGACUUACACAAGCCAUCCCAACUACGUGCAAUCCGACCACAAACCAGUUACCGGAGAGUUUGAAAUAACGGUAAGAACGGAUUACGAGGACCAAGGCGUCACGUUCUUACCAGUGACGGAGUGGUUUAUCGACGAAGAAAAUUCGGUGUCUUACAAACUAACCGGAAGCAUUGGAUCGUCGUGUGGGGACUGGAUCGGUCUUUUUAGAAACGGAUUUACAAGCCUCGACGAAUACAUUGUGUACGAGUAUGUUGCACGAGGCAGAAGUGACGUAGGCUCAGCACCGCCUGAGACGGACUCGAUAACUGAUCGGAUUUACUUUAGCUAUUCCGCGCUUCAAGCGCCUGGUAUGUAUCAGCUGGUUUACGUCAGGCAAAACGGAAGUACCGUUGGGAUUCUGGGUGUGAGUCCGCCGUUCCCUGGCUAUCGAAGGCUUCAAUCGAACACUUCAUGACUCGCAGUUUACAGGGGUGCAAACGCUGCACCAAGGUCUUUGCACUUUCCUGCAUUUCGGCACUUGAUUUAUCGUUUUUAAUCAAAGAGAUAUAGAGCUUACAGCAAAAGAUGUGAAAUACGUGAAUCGUUGAUGAAAACUAGAAUCGUUAUCGCUGCUUUUGAAUGGGUAAUAUCAGUGACUUUUAAUAACACUGUGCAAUUAGUUCCGAUUAGAUCAGGGUGUUGUCAUUUACGCGGAAAAAAAAUAAAUAAAAUAACAGCAAAUAGCACACAACAAUCUCAAUUAAUUAAUUAAUGUUGCUACUGGUGUUGUGCACGCGAUCAAAUUUGUUACAAUUUUUUAGAUAUAGUAAAUAUUCUUACAUGUCAGCUUUGGGCUUCGUACAUGACGUUUAGGAUAAUUUUUUAAUACAGGGUUAUCAGUAGUUAAAACAAAUUCCUCAACUAUCGGUAUUUGUAUCAUCGAUAAUAUUCUUUACAUCACACACGCGUUCUGGAAAUUUAGUAUUCUCGUCUUUAUUCUUCCUAUCCAGUUGUACUCGAUUUUAA